AUGCGAUGCGCGAGCAAGGCCGCCGAGAGCGCGUCCGUACGUCUCUGUGCGGACGCCGAAGCAGAAACCACAGAAAGUGAUGUCUCAUCGGUUGCUGAAGCGACUCAGCCUGUGUCACUUGGUGAUGCAGGCGCUAGUCAUGAAGACACUCAUGUCUUCACAGAGUAUGAGCUCGGUGUCUCAUACUCUCCUGAUACGGAAGACGGAUCCGUAUCGACGGCGAUUGAAUCCAAGCCGCCUGCCAAGCGUGGCAUGGAUGAUGCUAUGCGUCGCAGCAUCUUUGGUUCAUCUGAUUCAUCAGAUGAACCAUCGCCGAAGCGAAGGCGCUCGAGGUCGCGAGACUCGGGCGCUAACAGUGGUGUCGAUUCUCCUAUUGACACCACUUCACAGCGAGGUGCCAGUACUUCUGUCGGCACAUCGCAGGAAGAGCGGGACCGCAAUGUGUUGCGUCUCGCUCCUGAGAAGAAGGCAUGA
Peronospora matthiolae is the source of this 474-nucleotide messenger RNA. The record is from the annotation of a GenBank genome assembly. Lineage: Eukaryota; Oomycota; Peronosporomycetes; Peronosporales; Peronosporaceae.